GAUCCUAACGCUGUGGAAGAGGGGAAGAGCAAUCACUGGAGAAGGUUACGCUGGGCCACGGAGAGGUGGGGAAAUAGGUAGGAAUGGAAAACGCAAAGGCCAGCUGCGCGUCCCUGGCAGUUACGAAGACAGGUCCUUGAAAGGGGUCUUGACUGGUCGCGGUGACAGCGCUGGCGCUUCCACCGCGGGAGUUCUGGAGUGUCUCCCGGUGUGCUGUGUGCUCUCUGGCACCUGCAGACUCCUUCUCUUCCUCUGCGCUCGGGAAUCCGCAGCCCAGCACGGACUAGUGAAGUCCUCCGCAGCUCCGUAAGUUACUAGGAGCCCUGUGGGCAUUUUUUCCUGGGCUCCGCCAUGCCGGCGGUGCUCGGUUUUGAAGGCAGCGCCAACAAGAUUGGUGUGGGAGUGGUGCGAGAUGGCAAGGUGCUGGCGAACCCGCGGCGAACUUACGUCACACCUCCAGGCACAGGAUUCCUUCCAGGUGAUACUGCCAGGCAUCACCGAGCUGUUGUCCUAGACCUGCUGCAGGAAGCACUAACAGAGGCUGGAUUAACUUCCCAGGAUAUUGAUUGCAUUGCCUAUACCAAAGGACCUGGCAUGGGUGCCCCACUGGCUUCUGUGGCUGUUGUGGCCCGUACUGUGGCCCAACUAUGGAAUAAACCAUUGCUAGGUGUAAACCACUGCAUAGGCCACAUUGAGAUGGGUCGUCUCAUCACCGGAGCCAUCAGCCCCACUGUGUUGUAUGUCAGUGGAGGGAAUACUCAGGUGAUUGCCUACUCAGAACAUCGUUACCGCAUCUUUGGGGAAACCAUUGAUAUUGCUGUGGGUAAUUGUCUGGAUCGUUUUGCACGGGUGCUGAAGAUUUCCAAUGAUCCAAGUCCAGGCUACAACAUUGAACAGAUGGCAAAGCGAGGCAAGAAACUAGUUGAGUUGCCAUACACUGUAAAAGGGAUGGACGUCUCAUUCUCAGGCAUCCUGUCUUUCAUUGAGGAUGUAGCCCAGCGGAUGCUGGCCACGGACGAGUGUACUCCUGAGGAUCUGUGUUUCUCUCUGCAGGAAACUGUGUUUGCAAUGCUGGUAGAGAUCACAGAGCGAGCCAUGGCGCACUGCGGCUCCCAGGAAGCCCUCAUUGUGGGAGGUGUGGGGUGUAAUAUGAGGCUACAGGAGAUGAUGGAGACAAUGUGCCAGGAACGGGGAGCCCGGCUUUUUGCCACAGAUGAAAGAUUCUGCAUUGACAAUGGAGCCAUGAUAGCCCAAGCUGGCUGGGAGAUGUUUCAGGCUGGACAGAGGACCCCCCUCAGUGAUUCUGGUAUCACACAGAGGUAUCGGACAGAUGAAGUAGAAGUGACCUGGAGGGACUAACAAGAUUAACAGUAUUUAGUUCCCUAAGUGGAUGGAGCCCAAGGACCCUGGGCUCAAUCUGUGUCCUGAUGUGGAAGUCCUAGCAAAGAUAUAGAUGAGGUCCCUUUUGGAAACCCAAGAUGACUCAGCAAUAAAAUAUUUUUGGUUUUGUA
Molecule: messenger RNA, 1511 nt
Organism: Otolemur garnettii (small-eared galago)
Lineage: Eukaryota; Metazoa; Chordata; Mammalia; Primates; Galagidae
Gene: OSGEP
Product: O-sialoglycoprotein endopeptidase
Exons: 11
Coding region: 352-1359 (335 amino acids)
Biological process (GO): tRNA threonylcarbamoyladenosine modification
Cellular component (GO): EKC/KEOPS complex; cytoplasm
Source: RefSeq, a predicted model, not a curated record